Molecule: messenger RNA, 471 nt
Organism: Lactuca saligna
Lineage: Eukaryota; Viridiplantae; Streptophyta; Magnoliopsida; Asterales; Asteraceae
Source: the annotation of a GenBank genome assembly
AUGUUGGUGGCAUAUUUGCAACAUGUUAAUCCUUCAAUCGAAACUGGGGUUUUACUAAUAACAAAUGAUGAAGGUUCAUCCAAGAAAUCAAAGAAGUCGAAGAAGGUUUCUGAAGAGGUAGUUAUUCAAGAAAAUCCUAAAAAACAAUCUAAAAUCAAGUCUCCUAAGAAGAUUGCAGUUGAAACUGAGACGCCUAAGGAGAAAGUUGUUGCUGAAUCUUCGAAGGAAUUCAUCCCUUCGAAAUCAGGUGUGUUUAAAAGAUUACGGAAUUUCACUUAUCAGAAACGAACUUCAUCAACAAAUCAGUCUCCUACUGUUCGUAAACCUCAGCUAAACAAAAAAGGAGUGAAAGUUCGUGAGAUUUCGGCACCGGUUUCCCCAUCCUCCAAGAAACGAAGAGCAGAGGAUGUGGCGAAGCAUAUUAACAAGAAGAUGAAGAAACGAAAUUUGGUAGUUCAAGAUGAGUCAUAA